UCAUGUGAUGCCAACCUAUUUUAGUGAUAGUGAGGAUCAGAGGGGGGAUAGGGCCAUUCCUCUGGGGAUUGUUGUCCACUUCACAUCAUGUCUCUGUAUCGAAACAGCGUCUGGUUUUUGAAUGGGAUCCAACAGUACACAAGGAAGGGAUAUGUUGCUGCGUCAAAAGACUUUGAGGCUAAAGACCUGGAAGUGUCUGUUGUUGGGCGAUCUUAUAUGAUCACUGGAGCCAAUAGUGGUAUUGGCAAAGCAACCGCCAUGGCUAUUGCCAAGAAAGGGGGGACAGUCCACAUGGUGUGCAGGAACAAAGACAGGGCGGAAGAAGCCAAGUCACAGAUUGUUUUUGAGUCUGGGAACGCGGAGGUAUAUAUCCAUGUGGUUGACAUGGCUCAGACUCGGAAAGUGUUGGAAUUUGCUGAGACCUUCAAGAAAGAGCAUCCAUCACUGAAUGUCUUGAUAAACAAUGCAGGCUGUAUGACGCACAAGAGAGAGCUGAAUGCAGAGGGCUUGGAAAUGAACUUUGCCAUCAACACUAUGGCGGUGUACAUCCUCACUCAGGCUCUCAUACCACUUCUGCAAAAGAGCCGGGAUCCAAGAGUGAUCACUGUGUCCUCAGGGGGCAUGCUGGUCCAGAAACUCAGAACUGAUGAUUUGCAGUCAGAAAAAGGGUACUUUGAUGGUGUCAUGGUCUAUGCACAGAACAAGAGACAGCAGGUGGUGCUCACGGAGCACUGGGCUAAAACCAACCCUGUCAUUCAUUUUUCUGCCAUGCAUCCUGGCUGGGUUGAUACACCAGCCGUUUCUACAUCAAUGCCUCAGUUCCAUCAGAUGAUGGGGAACAGAUUACGCAGUGUGGACCAAGGUGCUGACACAGUGGUGUGGUUAGCCCUGUCCAGAGCUGCUGCUAGAAAACGCAGUGGGCAGUUUUUCCAAGAUCGUAAGCCUGUUCCAGUGCACCUCCCCCUGGCUUGGACUCACAGUUCUGAUGAAGAGAUCUGUAGCUUCAUAACUCAGCUGGAGACCCUGGCCAGAGCUGUUCGGUUACAUGGGGAAGGUCUGAGAGACCGUGUGGAUAUUUCCAUACCUCAGUUUGUCUAACUUCUGUUACACAAUUUGUCAUUGACAAAUGAAUAUAAGUAUAAUUGUCUAAGCUUGAAAGAUCAACAUCUGUUUUAAAUAGUUUACAAUUUCCAUUCAUUAAAAAAAAAGUGCAGUAAAAUAAUGCUUUUGUUUUUUCCCCUGAAAUAAAGUCAA
Molecule: messenger RNA, 1254 nt
Organism: Cyprinodon variegatus (sheepshead minnow)
Lineage: Eukaryota; Metazoa; Chordata; Actinopteri; Cyprinodontiformes; Cyprinodontidae
Product: dehydrogenase/reductase SDR family member 12-like
Exons: 10
Coding region: 88-1098 (336 amino acids)
Source: RefSeq, a predicted model, not a curated record